CGGGGUUUGGUCCCCAUGGCAACGGGGGGCGGGGCCUCGGGGGCCGCCGGGAGCUGCCGUGCGACGCGCCCCGCGUGUGUCCCCGUGCCCCACCCGCACACCACGCGUGUCCCCACGCCUCGGGGCACCCCACAGACCCCCCCCAGCCCCGCUGUCCCCCCGGGAGCUCCCCGCAGGGAUGGAGGGGCGCGGGGAGGAGGCGCCGGAGCCGGAGGUGUCAGAGCCGUCAGAGGAGGAUGAGGAGGAGGCAGAGGAGGAGGAAGAGGAGGAGGACGACGGCUCCGGGGUGCGGGUGACGCCGGCGCUGCUCAAGGCCACGACGGGCGAGUUCUCCCUGGAGUCCAUCCUGCUGCUGCGGCUGCGCGGCCGCGGCAUCGCCCACCUGGGCUGCCUGGCCGACUGCUCCAACCUGGAGUGGCUGGACCUGUCCGGCAACGCCAUCGCGGGGCUGGCGCCGCUGGCCACGCUGCGCGCCCUGGCCGUGCUCAACCUGGCCGCCAACCGCGUGGCCAGCGUGGAGCCGCUGCGGGGCUGCCGCAGCCUGCGCCAGCUCAACCUGGCGGGCAACCGCCUGCGCAGCCUGCGCCAGCUGCGCUGCCUGCAGGGCCUGCGCCACCUGGAGAGCCUGCGCCUGCGGGACCCGCUGGGCAACCUGGGCAACCCGCUGUGCGCCGCCGCGCCCGCCUACCGCGCCGCGCUGGCCGCCAUGCUGCCCGGCCUCAAGGCCAUCGACGGGCAGCGCGUGGCGGGCCGCGGCAGCGAGCUGUUCCGCCUGUGCCGCGAGCUGGACGCGGCGCUGGACGGCCGGGCCGCGCCCGCCGCGCCCGCCGAGCCGCCGCAGCCCUGGGUGCGCGCCGGCUUCUGGGAGGCGCGGCCCGCGCGGCGCAGCGCCGUGCUGGAGGAGGCCACGCGGCAGCUGGGCCAGGCCCUGCGCGAGUGCCGCGAGCUCGGCCGCCGCGCCGACGACUCCAUCGCCCAGGCCCAGCGCGCGCUCGGCCGCCGCCAGCACGGCGACUUCGGCUUCUGAGGGGAGCGGGGAGCGGGGCGCGGCCCCAGGCAGGCACCGCGGGCUGGGGCCGGCAUCGCCCGGGCUGUGCGAGCCCAAAGGUGGGACUGGAGAGCCCCCAAAGCCACCACGGUACGAAGCCACCGCCAUCGGAGCCACAUGACCCCAAAAACGGGGCCAGGAGAACCCCCAGAGCCACCAUCAUCAGAGCCACAGGACCCCAAAGCAGGGCCAGGAGAAGCUCCAGAGCCACAAGUCUGAGCUGUGAGACCCCAAAGAUGGAACUGGAGAGCCCCCAAAGCCACCACAGUAUAAAGCCACUGUCAUCGGAGCCACGAGACCCCAAAUAUGGGGCCAGGAGAAAUCCCCAGAGCCACCAUCAUUGGAGCCACAGGACCCCAAAAAUGGAGCCAGGAGGACCUCCAGACCCAUAAGUCUGAGCUGUGAGACCCCAAAGAUGGGACUGGAGAACCCCCAAAGCCACCACAGUACAAAGCCACUGUCAUCUGAGCCACAGGACCCCAAAAGCGGGGCCAGGAGAAGCCCCAGAGCCACAAGUCUGAGCUGUGGGACCCCAAAGGUGGGACUGGAGAGCCCCAAAAACCACCAGAGCCCAAAGCCACUGUCAUCUGAGAAACAGGACCCCAAAAAUGGAGCCAGGAGAACUCCCAGAGGCACAAGUCUGAGCUGUGGGACCCCAAAGAUGGGACCAGAGAGCCCCCAAAGCCAUCACAGCCCAAAGCCACCGUCAUCGGAGCCACAGGACCCCAAAAGCGGGGCCAGGAGAAGCCCCAGAGCCACAACAGCCCGUGUGUGAUCCCAAAAGCAGGGCUGGGAUACCCCCAGAGCCAUCACGAGUCCAGCUGCUUCAUCUUCCGAGCUGUGGGACCCCAAAAGCAGGUCUGGGAGCCCCUCAGUGCCACCCCUGCCCAAGUCCAUGCCUGAGCCGUGGGAGCCCAGGAAUGGAUCCAGGAAAGCCCCGGAGCCCACACUGUCACCGUGAGACCCCCAGAGCCACCACCAGCCCGUCUCCUUCCCCUGCGAGCUGUGGGACCCCCACGCUGGAGCUGGGGUACCCCAGAGCCAGCCAGGAUCCCCGGGGAGCCGUGGGGAGCCAGCCUCGGCUGGGGACAUCUCGGGGACAGGGCACGUGGUGGCACUGCACAUUAAACAUGUCCCACCCUCA
Messenger RNA from Passer domesticus (house sparrow), 2192 nucleotides. It is a transcript of the gene LRRC61, whose product is annotated as leucine rich repeat containing 61. The record is from RefSeq and is a predicted model, not a curated record. The transcript has 2 exons. NCBI's taxonomy places the organism in Eukaryota, Metazoa, Chordata, Aves, Passeriformes, Passeridae. Gene Ontology annotation, molecular function: protein binding. Bases 179 to 1027 code for a protein of 282 amino acids.